Molecule: messenger RNA, 5706 nt
Organism: Neospora caninum
Lineage: Eukaryota; Apicomplexa; Conoidasida; Eucoccidiorida; Sarcocystidae
Product: putative DNA-directed RNA polymerase II largest subunit
Exons: 12
Coding region: 1-5706 (1901 amino acids)
Biological process (GO): transcription by RNA polymerase II
Cellular component (GO): RNA polymerase II, core complex
Molecular function (GO): DNA binding
Source: RefSeq, a predicted model, not a curated record
AUGUCGUCUCUCUCGUCGUCCGCAGCGCUGUACUCGUCGGCGCCGCUGAAGCGGGUGGAUCAACUUCAGUUUGGAGUGUUUUCUUCCGAGCAAAUUCGCAAGAUGUCUGUCUGCGAGGUGACGACGUCUGAACUGUACGAGCACGGGAUGCCCAAAGCGAACGGAUUGAACGAUCUGCGUCUCGGGACGCUCGACUACCGGCAGCAGUGCCGCACCUGCAACAUGGAUGUGAAGAACUGCCCAGGGCAUUUUGGCCACCUGAACCUUGUGAAGCCGGUCUACCACUACGGCUUCCUCGGCGCCGUCCUUCGAGUCCUGCGAUGCGUCUGCUACGCCUGCGGGAAGCUCCUCGUGGACCGCCGGGACCCGAAGAUGCAGCAGGUAUUGAAGAUUCGGUCGCCUUCGCGGCGUCUGAAGCACGUCCUGGACGCCUGCUCCGGACGAAAGCGAUGCGAAGGCUACCUGCCGCUUCCCACGGACGGGGCUCCCGCGCCACUCGCGGAGGAGGGCGAGGGCGGCUGCGGCUGCGUCCAACCGCGCUACUUCAAGGAAGGGCCCAACAUCAUGGUCCUGUUCCCUGACAACCGCGAGGAAGGCGACGAGGACGUCGCGGAAGACAUCCGGCGGAUCUUCGCGGCGGAAGAGGCCUACACGGUGCUUCGGCGCAUUUCCGAGGAUGACCUCAAGAUGAUGGGCUUCGACCCCGAGAGAGCCCACCCCGCGUCGUUCAUCCUCUCCACGCUGCCGAUCCCGCCUCUCGCUGUGCGGCCGUCUGUGCAGUACGGCAGCGCGCGAAGCGAGGACGACUUGACGCUGAAGCUCGUCGACAUCGUCAAAACGAACCUCUCGCUCAAGAGACAGGGCGACAGCGUUCCCAGUGCGGUGCUCCAGGAAAUGGUCAUGCUGCUCCAGUACCACGUCACGACGCUCUUCGACAACGACAUUCCCGGCAUGCCGGUCGCCACCACGCGAGGGAAGAAACCGAUAAAGUCGAUUCGCGCCCGGCUCAAGGGGAAAGAAGGACGGCUCCGUGGCAACCUCAUGGGAAAGCGUGUGGACUUCUCGGCGCGUACCGUCAUCACGGGAGAUCCGAUGCUUCCUAUCGAUACAGUCGGCGUCCCCAAGAGCAUCGCCAUGACACUGACCUACCCAGAGUUCGUGACGCCCCUCAACAUCGGCCAGCUCCGGCAGCUAGUCAAGACAGGCCCUUUCGACUGGCCAGGCGCGAAAUACGUCAUCCGAGAUGAUGGCAGCAGAUUCGAUUUACGUCACGCGAAGAAGGGCGGCGAAGUUGUCUUGGAGGUUGGGUAUCGGGUGGAGCGCCACAUGCGAGACGGCGACUUUGUGCUGUUCAAUCGACAGCCUUCGCUGCACAAAAUGUCGAUUAUGGGGCACCAAGUGAAGAUUCUUCCAUACUCGACUUUCCGACUAAACCUGUCGGUCACGUCUCCGUACAACGCCGAUUUCGAUGGAGAUGAAAUGAACUUGCACUUGGCGCAAAGCGAGGAGACGCGCGCCGAGAUCAAGCACUUGAUGAAGGUUCCGAAGCAAAUCGUCUCGCCGCAGGGAAACAAACCGGUUAUGGGAAUCGUGCAGGACUCCUUGUUGGCGGUGAGCAAGUUCACCCGGCGGGACACUUUCUUGACCAAGCCGAUGGUGUACAACAUCCUGCUGCAGAUUCCGUACUGGAGCGGCGUGGUCCCGCCGCCGGCCAUUGUCCGUCCAGUGCCUCUGUGGACGGGGAAGCAGCUGUUCUCUCUGUUGCUGUUCUUCGACUCCUCGGUCUCGGGCGGCAACACGAAGACGCGGAUCAACAUGCAGCGCGACGUGGGCGCGGGCCUCGUGGAUCGGAAGAAGGAGAACCUGUUCAUAAGUGAGCGGGACGAGCGGGUGAUCAUCCGCCAGGGCGAGUUGCUCGCGGGGAAGAUCUGCAAGAAGAUCGUCGGAUCUGCCAGCGGGUCUCUGAUUCACCUGCUCUGGCUGGAGGCCGGCCCGGAGCGCACGAAGGACUUCCUGUCCACGCUGCAGAAGCUGACCAACUACUGGCUCCUGCAUCAGGGGUUCACCGUCGGGUGUAAAGACAUCAUCGCGAACGAGGAGACGAACGAGAAGGUGCGAGACAUUCUCGACCAAGCCAAGAAGGAAGUCGACAAGUUGAUUCGCCUCGCACACCGCGGCCGCCUGGAAUCGCAGCCCGGAAAAAGUCUGCGAGAAAGUUUCGAGGCCCGCGUCAACAAGGAGCUCAACAGCGCGCGCGAACGCAGUGGAAAAGUCGCUGCAGAGAGCCUCGACGAAUCCAACAACAUCAUGGCUAUGGUGCUGGCGGGCUCCAAAGGAAGCACCAUUAACAUUUCCCAGAUUAUGGCCUGUGUCGGCCAGCAGAACGUCGAGGGGAAGCGUAUUCCUUUCGGGUUCAAUGAGCGCUCGCUGCCGCACUUCCACAAAUUCGACUAUUCGCCACAGAGUCGCGGCUUCGUUGAGAACAGCUACCUUUCCGGUUUAGAGCCUCACGAGCUCUUCUUUCACGCCAUGGGUGGUCGGGAAGGUAUUAUUGACACGGCCUGCAAAACUUCAGAGACAGGGUACAUUCAGCGGCGUUUGAUGAAAGCCAUGGAAGACGUGAUGGUGUACUACGACAGGACGGUGCGCAACUCGAUCUGCGAAGUUUUGCAGUUUCUCUACGGCGAGGACGGCAUGAGUGGCGAGUACGUUGAAGACCAGACGGUCGAGCUGAUGACGCUGGACAACGAGAAGCUGAAGCGGCUGUAUCGGCACGACGUUGACCAAGAGAGCUACGGCAAGGGUUGGCUGUCGGACGAGAUGCGGAACGAGAUCCUGACGGACUUUGAGUUGCAGCAGCCUCUGGAAGAGGAAUUUGAGGCGAUCCGCGAAGACAAGAACCGACUGUGUCGCCACAUUUUUAAAGACGGCGAGACGAAGCAACACAUCCCCAUCAACAUCUUGCGGCUGCUCGAGUUCGCCAAGGCGCAGUUCCCCAGCGGUGACAACUCGCGGAAGCAGAGUCCGAUUGAAAUCGCUCGGAAAGUCAACGAGUUGCUCAACGACAAACUGGUUGUCGUCAAGCAGACCACGAACGCAGACGCGAUCUCCGCGGAAGUGCAAGAGAACGCCACCAUCUUCAUGAAGGCCCAUCUGCGAACGGUGCUGAACUCGCGGCGACUCCUCGAACGCGAACGCGUCGGCCCGAAGGCGCUGCAGUGGCUUCUCGGAGAAGUCGAGCGGCAGUUCCACCGCGCCCUCGCGCACGCCGGCGAGUGCGUAGGGGCGAUUGCAGCCCAGUCGAUCGGAGAGCCUGCGACGCAGAUGACUCUCAACACUUUCCACUUUGCUGGUGUCGGGAGCAAAAACGUAACGCUUGGUGUUCCAAGGCUGAAGGAGUUGAUCAACGUCGCGAAACAGGUCAAGACGCCGUCCCUCACGGUGUAUCUGCAGGACGAGAUCGCCAUGGACCAGGAGCGCGCCAAGGACGUCCAGACGCACUUGGAGCACACGACGUUGGACCGCGUCACGGUCGUGUCGCAAGUGAUUUACGAUCCAGACCCGACGGACACGAUCAUCCCGCAGGAUCGACAGUGGGUGCACGACUACUACGAGUUCCCGGACGACGACGAGCUUCCAAACAACUUGGGCCGUUGGCUGCUGCGCAUUCAAAUGGCCAGCAAAGUGAUGAUUGACAAGAAGUUGACGAUGAAGGAGAUCGGCGAGAAAAUCUACGCGGAGUUCCCGAACGAGGAGCUAGACUGCAUCUGGACGGACGACAACAGCGACGACUUGGUGCUCCGCAUCCGCAUCAAGCACCAGCCGGGCGUGGGCGAGGGCGAGGAGAAAGAGGAAGACGACGUCUCCGAAGCGGAAGACCGGUUUCUGCAGAAACUGAUGGUCCAGUGCCUCGCCGGCAUCACGCUGCGCGGCAUCACCAACAUCUCCAAAGUGUACAUGCGGGAAGAAGCUCGAACGGUCUACAAUGUCCAACUCGGGAAGUUCGAGCGGACCAACAACUGGGUGUUGGACACAGACGGCUGCAACUUGGAAGAUGUGUUGCCCAUUCCGAUGGUGGACCACGCGAGGACGACUUCGAACGACAUGACCGAGAUCUUCCACGUGUUGGGAAUCGAGGCGGUUCGCCGCGCGCUGCUUCGGGAGCUCAGAGCUGUCAUUUCGUUCGACGGCAGCUACGUCAACUACCGCCACUUGGCGAUUUUGUGCGACACCAUGACGCAGAAGGGCUACUUGAUGAGCAUUACGCGCCACGGAAUCAACCGUAUCGACAAGGGGCCUUUGAUGAAGUGCAGUUUCGAGGAAACUGUCGAAAUUUUGAUGGAGGCUGCCGUCUUCGCCGAGGCAGACCACCUGAAGGGAGUCACCGAGAACAUUAUGAUGGGGCAGCUGUGCCCGCUGGGCACGGGCUACUUCGACGUUUUGAUCGAUGAAGAGAAGCUGAAGGACGCGUCGCACAACCUCGACGGUCUCGGCGGCGCGGGAGGCGACUUAGAGGGGGGACUCCUCGGCGGCUCGCCGACGUCGGCCGCCGACGGUCACUUGAUCACUCCUGACGGCUCCUUCACGCCUUCGCCUCACCAACUGAACUCGGUCUUCUCCCCGACGCCCUUCUCGACAGUCUACACGUCUUUCGCGACGAGUCCGACGAACCCUCUGUCGCCGACUGCGCUCGGCGGAUCGCAUGCAGGUGUCGACACUCAGCAGCUCGGUGGGAAGUUUUCGCCUACGCAGCAAACGCCGCGCUCGCCGACUUCACCGCUGUCUCCGCUGUCGUGUUUCUCUCCGAGAGAUCCACACAGUCCCCUCUCUCCGUCCGCGGGGCCUCCCGGAGGCGUCUUUUCCCCGACCUCUCCGAUUCUGGGCAGCGCACUUGAAACGUCUUCGCCGUCUUACUCGCCGUCUUCGCCCCAGUCCGCGUACUUCCAGGGGAACGACGGAAGCUCCAGCGCCGUGGACAUGGUGAUUUCUCCGGGGGGAAUUGGCGACGGCAGGGUUCGAGGCCCAAGUUCGUACUCGCCUACCUCGCCGACACUGUCUCCUUCGUACUCGCCUUCGUCGCCGCCGAGCUACUCUCCGACGUCUCCCGCCUACUCGCCGACGUCCGCUGUCCUGAGUGUGACGUCGCCAGUUGCCGGUCCGGGAGACGGCAAGACGCCUCUGAGUCCGUUCUCGCCGAGCAACAAUCCGAUGUCGCCUCACUUCUCUGCUUCCUCUCCGUCGUACUCGCCGACGUCCCCCGUACAGCAAAGCAACCCAACUUCUCCGACGUCGCCCUUCUCUCCAGCCUACUCGCCGACUUCCCCGCGCUACUCGCCAACCUCGCCCAUGUACUCUCCGACGUUCGCGCCGUACUCUCCUCAGAGCCCGAGCUACGGAGGCGCGCCGGGUCAGGGGCCUCUCUCGCCAAGCUUCACGGUCCAGUCUCCUCGGUAUUCGCCGUCUUCGCCCGCUGCGUAUUCGCCGACCUCGCCGAUGCCAAACGUUGCGAAUUCGCCCUCCUAUGACGACGCACACGCACCUGCAAGGGGUGGGACAUACUCCCCGACUUCGCCCAUGUAUGAAGCAAAUGAUCCCUUCUCGCCGGACCCCUUCGCCGCCGAGGUGAUCGACGAAGUGGGAGAUGUGGCUGCUUUGGAAAGUCCGACAGAAGAUGCAGGCGACCUGAAUCGAGGCAGUCGUGCCUGA